Molecule: messenger RNA, 395 nt
Organism: Acaulospora colombiana
Lineage: Eukaryota; Fungi; Glomeromycota; Glomeromycetes; Diversisporales; Acaulosporaceae
Source: the annotation of a GenBank genome assembly
GUGAGGCAGGUACGAAGAGACGGGUGAUGAAAGGUAUGGAGGAGUGUAACUGGCUUCACCUGGCGUGUCAUGGGAUUCAAGAACCAGAUGAACCGACGAAGAGUGCGCUUCUCCUCGAAGACGGGCAUCUUACGCUCGAGGAAGUCAUCAAGCUAAACCUUCCUCGAGCUGAGUUUGCGUUCCUAUCCGCAUGCCAAACAACUACGGGAGAUGAAAAUCUUUCGGAGGAAGCUGUACAUAUCGCGGACGAGUUCUACAAGCAUGUCAUGGAAGAAGGAAAGCGACCUGACUCUAGAGAGGCAGCGGAAGCGCUGCAUAUAGCGGUUCAAAAGCUUCGUCAACAACCAGGUAUUCAGCUUACGGACUGGAUUCCAUUCGUCCAUCUCGGAAUCUAG